CCCGGAAGACACCGCUAGCCACGUCACUCCUCCCAUCCGACCCUAAACCUGGCUCCUCUAGGCGACUGCAGCCUCUAUGAUCGUCCCUUAGGCAAGCAAGCGGAGCUGGGAGGGUUGUUCCUGUUUCCGGUGGGCUGCUUUCCAUUACAACCGUGUUCAGCCCUGUGGUGUUAAACUGGAGCUUCUUAGUCUUCUGGGAUUUUCCCCUACUAGGUGGCAAAAAAGAUGCUUGACAACAUCAAAUCCUGGGCUGAGUACAUUGUGGAAUGGGCUGCAAAAGAUCCAUAUGGAUUUCUAACCACAGUGAUCCUGGCUCUUACCCCCUUAUUCUUAGCAAGUGCUGUACUGUCAUGGAAACUUGCAAAAAUGAUUGAAGCCAGGGAGCGAGAGCAAAAGAAAAAACAGAAGCGCCAGGAAAAUAUUGCUAAAGCUAAACGAACAAAGAAGGACUAAAAUGCUAAUUUACUGGACAGAACCUGCUACUUUUCUAAACAAAGCACUGUUCUUACCUUUUGUACUUUUUGUUGUAAAUUUUAGAGAUUAUGUGCAUAUAUGUGCAUAAAUUUGAGAAUUCCAGAAAUGUUUAAUUUGUGUCAAAGUUUGAUUUUAAUAGCUUUAAGUAGUUUAGUCCUGGGACUUAUUUUCUAAUUUGAGAUCUAUUUGUAAGCUACACUAUUGACAUCCAUACAGCAGUUUCAUAAAAUAUGAAUUGUUGGUGAUUAAAGAACUAAGAUCUUAAACUCUUA
Molecule: messenger RNA, 746 nt
Organism: Eublepharis macularius
Lineage: Eukaryota; Metazoa; Chordata; Lepidosauria; Squamata; Eublepharidae
Gene: SMIM15
Product: small integral membrane protein 15
Exons: 3
Coding region: 226-453 (75 amino acids)
Source: RefSeq, a predicted model, not a curated record